Labrus mixtus (cuckoo wrasse) is the source of this 2353-nucleotide messenger RNA. RefSeq names its product homeobox protein Hox-D9b-like. The record is from RefSeq and is a predicted model, not a curated record. The transcript has 2 exons. Bases 216 to 1145 code for a protein of 309 amino acids. Gene Ontology annotation, molecular function: RNA polymerase II cis-regulatory region sequence-specific DNA binding; DNA-binding transcription factor activity, RNA polymerase II-specific. Lineage: Eukaryota; Metazoa; Chordata; Actinopteri; Labriformes; Labridae. Gene Ontology annotation, biological process: anterior/posterior pattern specification; regulation of transcription by RNA polymerase II; proximal/distal pattern formation. Gene Ontology annotation, cellular component: nucleus.
UCUAAGCACAAAAGACUCAUUAGAUUUAUUUCCUUUACUGGGUAAAUACAGUCCAACCAUGUGAUCCACAGAUUAACCAAUGAGCAGCCGAGAAGAAGGUAAGGGCAGGAAAAAAAUUACUACCAUUUUAGGGGAGGAUGUAAGCCACUAUACUAGCCCAUCUAACGUUUUACAGUCGCACUUAAGUGUCUUUUUAUUGAAAUAAUAAAAUAAACAUGUCGCUAACGAAUUAUUAUUCCAUGAUGGGGCUCCAGACUGAGGAGCCGUACGGUGCACAUUUCAUCCCGGGAGGCUUGCAGGGUUCGACGGCCGGCUGUGCGAAGCCAGCCCGGGGAGCUGAGGAGGAAGGGACCCCCGCCUCACACAUUCCGGAUUUUUCACAUUUUUCCAACAAACAAACGAGCUUAAAUGGCUUUUCUCCUUGGACUAACACCUCUACGUCCUCGUCGCCCUCUUCUCCGCAGCUGCAUUCCACCCCCGGCGCGUCCAUCCCUGGCCUUUUCCAUCCACAUCACCUUCUGACUCACCACCACCACCCAUACUAUAGCCCGCAGACGCAGACCCACGCCGAGCACCUCGCAUCAUCGGCAGCUGCUGAGAGCAGAUUCGUCCGCUGCUGGGAGGGGGCGACUCCCUCUUCGGAGACCUCUCUGUCACAUACCGGUUUUCCCGGGUGUCUCCCUACUCAGGGUGACCUCUCCAAUUCGAGCCCGAGGUAUGAGGCGGUAAAACCCGAGAGUUCGCCACCACCGCCACACGAGGACAGCCCCGAGGGUUCUAGCUUCGGCAGCCCGGCUGAGGUGGUCCUCGAGCGGCUUGGGACAGUUGAGGAGCUCGGUAGGAAAACGGAGCCCAAAAAGGAGGAAGAGGAGAGAAAACCUCAGCCACAGCUUGACCCGGAAAAUCCUUCAGCCAGUUGGAUCCAUGCCAAGUCCACUAGGAAGAAAAGGUGUCCUUACACCAAACACCAGACGCUGGAGCUGGAGAAGGAGUUUCUGUACAACAUGUACCUGACCAGGGACCGGCGCCUGGAGGUGGCAGGACUCUUAAAUCUGACUGAGAGGCAGGUUAAAAUCUGGUUCCAGAACAGACGGAUGAAGAUGAAGAAACUGAUGACCCGGGACAGGAGGAGUAUCAAUGAAUGAAUGAAUGGGUGGAUGGAUGAAUGAAUGAAGUAAAAAAAUAAAUGAAUGAAUGAAUGAAUGAACAAGGACUUUGGAAAAGAUGCUUGGGUUGUUUUAUCUGGGAUAUCAGUCAAGUUUACAGCUGGUGAAAGCGCUCCAAGCUGCCCCAAAAUGAAACCCACAGCUGGCUUAAUCAGCAGUUUCUAAGCAAGGGGACUGUGGAACCAACAUGGCCCCUUGAAAACUGCAGUGCUGAGAAUCUGCAGGGGAUACUAGUAGGAUGUGUUGUAAAACUCGUUGGAAACUUUGGAAAAAAUAUGGUUCUGUCUUAUCCUUUUGGCCUUUUCGUGGCCGAUCUUCUGAACUCUGGUGGAGAAUUCUUCCAUCUGCAUGUUACAAAAUAAGGAUAGUAACCCUGUAACCUGGGGUAGUUGUAAAUAAAGCUCAGAAUCACAGCGAGAUCCAUAAAUCAAAUUAAAAAAACACACUAGUUGAUAUCAAAGGCCUCAUGUGCUCAUUUCAAAAACACAUCUGUUUUUCAUAAAGUUAUACAUCCCACGUGUCCAAAUCUUAAACUACUAGACACACACUUGACUUCACAUACUGUAAAUUGGCUUGUGCUUUCUGCCAAAAUCCGAAUCUUGUUUUAUGAUUUAGUGCCCAAACUAUCGUCCUCGUAAAAAACUGCUUUCAGUGUGCCAGAUGAGACUGAACUGCAAGGCAACUAUCAAAGAUAAAUCCCUUGAGUGGGUUUAUGACCAAACACCUGUCUGUUAGCGGCGGAAAAACAGUCGCAGAGUGUUUAUCUGACAUUAGAAUAAAACACUUUAAGAACCGAAAUCCUAAACAAACAGAAGCCUGACACUUAAAACGGUCUAUUGCCUUAAGGAGAGGAGAGCAAGACAAACCUCGAAAGAUUAAUGAGUGAGUUUCAGCAGUAUCGAAUGGAAAAAAAAGGGAAAUAUUAGCAACUGAUUUACUGAACCCUCUGUUGGCUUUUAUUUGAAGGGAAAGAUGUUGUUAUUCCUGCUUAAAAAUAUGAAGUCAUUUGCAAUAACUGAAAGUACAUUUACUGUGGAUGUGUUGUUAUUCAGCCUCAUUGCUUCUGGUAGACAAUAACACAACCCUGCAUCUGUCACAUGUCAAGUGUUCCACAAGAUGUUUAAUGCACAUGGUUGAUUACACCAUGAAAAGCAUCUGAAACUACAUGUGCUCAAUGUGAGUUUUUA